AUGAUUCCACCUCAUUAUACCGAUCGCUAUGUCGAUCAGAGGUACAACAAAGCACUCAUGAUAGUCCAGAAUUUACCUGCGUCCUCAAGUUUCCAGCCUACAAAAGAACAAAAGUUAGAGCUUUAUGCGCUUUAUAAGCAAGUUUCCCAUGGAUCCAUCGACACACAAAGACCAGGAAUAUUCGAUGUAGUAGGAAGAGCUAAAUGGGAUGCAUGGAAAAAAUUAGAAGGCUUGAAUGAUCUUGAAGCCAAGCAUCGCUAUGUUGAUACGCUUUUGAGAAGCGCAACAGAGGUAUACUGA
Messenger RNA from Phycomyces blakesleeanus NRRL 1555(-), 300 nucleotides. RefSeq lists its product as hypothetical. Lineage: Eukaryota; Fungi; Mucoromycota; Mucoromycetes; Mucorales; Phycomycetaceae. The transcript has 3 exons. The record is from RefSeq and is a predicted model, not a curated record. Gene Ontology annotation, biological process: fatty acid metabolic process. Gene Ontology annotation, molecular function: fatty-acyl-CoA binding. The coding region runs from base 1 to 300 and encodes 99 amino acids.